AUGUCCUCACCGUCCCCGCACCCCAGCAGCCCAACUGGCCUUCCCACCGUUCCAGUGCCCCAGCAGCCCACUGGCCUCCCCACCAUCCCUGCAUCCCAGUGGCCCAACCACCACCUGACCGUCCCAUCGCCCCAGCCAGCCUCCCCACCAUUCCAGCGACCCAACCUGCCUCCCCACCUUCCCCACGCCCCAGCAGCCUAUCCAGCCUCCCCACCGUUCCCCACGCCCCAGCGGCCCAACCAGCCUCCCCACCAUCCCCCAUCCCAUCAGCCCACCUGGCCUCCCCACCGUCCCACGCCCCAAUGGCACAACCAGCCUCCCCACCCUCUCCGCACCCCACCUCCCCAUCAUCCCUGCGCCCCAGCAGCCCACCUGACCUCCCACAGUCCCCACGCCCCAGUGGCACAACUAGCCUCCCCACCUUCCAACCACCCCAGUGGCCCAACCAGCCUCCCCACCAUCCCUGAGCCCCAAUGGCCCAACAAGCAUCCCCCGUGCCCCAGUGGACCACCUGGCCUCCCUACCGUCCCCACGCUCCAGCAGCCCACCCAGUCUCCCCACUGUCCCCGCACCCCAAUUGCUCACCCAGCCUCCCCACCAUCCCUGUGCCUCAGUGGUCCAACCAGCCUGCCCACCAUUCCCGCACUCCAGCAGCCCACCCGGCCUCUCCACCGUCCGUGCGCCACAGCGGCUCAACCAGCCUCCCCCUCCACCCCGCGCCCCAGCGGCUCAACUAGCUUCCCCACCGUCCCCACAACCCAGGCCCCCAUGCAGCACAACCAGCCUCCCCACCUUUCCAGCGCCCCAGUGGACCACCUGGCCUCCGCACUAUCCUCGUGCCUCAGCAGCCCACCCAGCCUCCCGACCGUCCCCAUGCCCCAGUGGUCCAACCGGCCUCCCCACUGUCCCCGCGCCCCAGUGGCCCACCCAGCCUCCCCACUGUCCCCGUGUCCCAGCAGCCCACCUUGCCUACCCACCGUCCUCACGUCCCAGUGGCCCAACCGGCCACUCCACCAUCCCCACACACCAGAGGCCCAACCGGCCACCCCACCAUCCCCACACACCAGUGGCCCACCCAGCUUCCCCACUGUCCCCACGCCCCAGUGGCCCAACCGGACUCUCCACCGUCCCUGCGCCCCAUUGGCCCACCUGCCCUUCCCACCGUCCCCGCGCCCCAGCAGCCCACUCGACUUCCCCAUCAAAGUUAAAUAA
Messenger RNA from Macrobrachium nipponense, 1212 nucleotides. RefSeq lists its product as uncharacterized. Bases 1 to 1212 code for a protein of 403 amino acids. The record is from RefSeq and is a predicted model, not a curated record. NCBI's taxonomy places the organism in Eukaryota, Metazoa, Arthropoda, Malacostraca, Decapoda, Palaemonidae. The transcript has 2 exons.